AUGGACAAUCCAUCUCUCGUUACGCCUUGGGACAUGGCUGCUCCCAGUGCACCCCGGCGCCCCUUGAUCGCUCUCGUGGACGACUUCAACGAAUUCAAGACCGUUGAUCUUCGAAGCCCGGAAAGUCCCACUGUACACUUCCAUGAAAAUCUGUCUGCCAUGAUCCACGUACCUCAUUGGUGGACACAGGUGUUUGGGUGGAUGGCAUUCAUACCUAAAUGUGCUCACCUUGAAGGUGCUUUACUUGGCAUUCUUGCUCACAUACCCAGUGAUUUCGAUCAAGUCGAUGGCAAGUACCAGUUGCCUGCCCACGUUAUGAACGGAUGGCGAAAUGCAGAAUGUUGGAUGGUCAACGCAAUGAAAGGCUUGAGUAGAUUUGGAGCACUCGCUCCCGCAUAUCCUUCUGCACGAGGAUAUCUGAGGGCACAUGCAUCACCUUCCAUUGCAUGGAGGGAAGCACAUGCCGCUAGAGAAAUCUUUCUUCUGUGGAUUGGUCUCUUCUCUUACGCAGUCGCAAGAGCCGAUUCAACAUCGUAUCAAGAAUGGAACUCCUUUCUGGUUGAAAAGCUGCAGUUCCAUCCUUCAAUUAUUGACCUCAUUCGUGCAUCUGAUAUUGGCACUUGUACCCACGAGAGUCGGCGUGUGGGCACAUUUAUACAUCUGAACAAUACCGACAUUAGACACACCUGCCAACCAUCUGUCCGAUGGUUUGUCGAUCAUAAUAUUCCUGUCUGGUACCAAUGGGACAAGUAUGAGAUUAAGAGAGCUGAGGGAAAUCCUUAUUUAUCAUCAAUAGGCCCUCUGCCUCAUCAAAUCGAGUUUCAAAGGGAGGAAGCUCUUUCCCACAUACCAACAAAUCUCGCUAAGAAGUACCCGAACCAGAUUUGGGAACAUUUUUUCCAGAAACGCAGGGAGUGCUUAACCCGAUUGCUCUUUCUUGAGAAGCCAUCUGAACGUGAGAGAAGGUUGAAUCAAGAACAGAUACCACCAACAAAGACUGCACAGGUCUUUGUGUGGGACAGAGAUCCUGAUCAUCUUGUUCGUGAGGAGGUUUUUGUAAGAGAACGUGAGGAAACUUUGGCAGAAUAUGGCUCUCAGCAAAAAGUCUAUAGCUCAUUCUGGAAUCAGUGGGACUGUUGCUGUGCAUUUGGACCACCAGAUGCAUCUAGCAGUCAGGAAGAUGAAGAUGCAUAUAAAGAUGCUGAUCCUUUCCAAAAUCCCAAGCAGUAUGAUGAGGUGAUUGAACAACCCCCACUACAACAACCCAUGAUUCAGCCCAUGACCGAAGAAGACUAUGAGAAUGCCAAUACAUUGCCUGACCACUACCAGGACACUCUGAAGGGCCCAAGGUGCACCUUACAAGGUCUGAUCGAUCAAGUACAACACAUCAUGCAUGAACGUUAUGGAUUGGUCACUCCACAAACCUUCAACUCUCAAGGAUUACCCUCUUUGACUAGUAAACAUCGAAAGUUUUGGCUCCGAUGGAUUGGUCGAUUGCCAACAAAUAAAAAUGAAGAUGUGUUACAUCAAUUCUGGAAUUUGGACCUUGUUAGGUUUUGGGUUGCCUUCACGGAAGAACUGCAGUGUCGCCAAAACAUUCAAAAUAUCAACUGUGAUAUUAACAUGUAUCAUGCUGAUUCCUUAACAAAAUCCAAACGCCUUCAACAGAUCUGUCAUGUGAUCAAUAUUCGUGACAAUGAACGGCAUGAUUUCAAUCACCCAUACAAAGAUGAUAGAAAACACAUCAAAACCUGGUAUAUCUUUGACUUUGGAGUAGAAGCCACAGUGCCAUGGAAAUUGGCAGUCACAUCAGCAUCAGAUGCAUUGCUUGUCUGUAGACUUGAUGAUCGAUUCCUGGAUAUUGAUAUUGCUAGGUAUCUGGCAGGUCGUGGCAUUGCAUUUCGAACCUUGGCCUCAAGGGCUCAGAUCCCAUUGUCACCAUCAGUACCUGAAGUUGACGUUUAUUUACCCAGUCGUCCUCAAGACUAUAUCUUCACGCAAGCUGACUAUGUAGCAUAUCUGUACUUCAGGGCACGUAUGCUUCGUCGGCCUCGUAUUCGAGCUGCAAUCCUUCGGGGUGGAUACUUCUGGAGAUUAGUUAUAGGCAGCGUUAGCCUGGAUGAAGUUUUGGAGGGUCCUAUCGGUGGUGCUAGUAUGUUUUCUAUUGAGGGUGAUGGCAAAGAAUUUGUGGAUGACAAGUUAUCCAAACAUGAGAUGGAUCUUUUGUGUGGAACAUAUAUGUGUGGAACAUCUCGUGCCAAUGAUACAGCUUUUAAGUCUUGGUGGCCGCCAUCCAGUAUCAUUGACAAUGAAUCUACAAAUCAAGUUUAUGGCGAAUGGAGUGAAUGGGCAGAAGCAUUAUAUUCAACCCGUGUUGCUGAAAUUCGUUCAGGCAGUGCCCAGCCUCGUCCAGUCUCGCAAUGGAGGAACUUCCUUAAGGGUCACAAGGAGUCAACGUUACUUAUACGACAAACAGAAACAUUAGCAGUUAACUUCCUCAUCAAACAUCGACCUGAAUUAAGAACCACCUUGAUAAAGUGUAAUGCUGAGUGGUGA
Messenger RNA from Laccaria bicolor S238N-H82, 2556 nucleotides. RefSeq lists its product as uncharacterized. The transcript has 4 exons. The coding region runs from base 1 to 2556 and encodes 851 amino acids. The record is from RefSeq and is a predicted model, not a curated record. NCBI's taxonomy places the organism in Eukaryota, Fungi, Basidiomycota, Agaricomycetes, Agaricales, Hydnangiaceae.